AUGCUUUGCAGCCACCAGUCUGGUCGUCCAUGUGAGUUCUUCUCCCCGUUUGUGGCGCCUGAGAAACGCGUUCACAUCACGCGACUUUUGAGAAUCUUUAGGAAGCAUUGCUUCCUUCGUUUCUCCCCUUCUUCCCCUUCUGCCCCUGCAUUUCCCCCUCCCGCCCUUCCCCCUUCCCCACCUCCCCCUCCUCCCCGCCCCUCCCAUCCCCAACCACCUCCCCUCCCCGCGCCCACUGUUCUCCGCUCAUCAGCCCCAAUCACCCCAGCGCACGCAAUUCAAGUUGAUCUGGCGAAAACCAAGUUACCUCUAUCUCCGUGGGAACAGGCUCGCGCGGCGAUCAACCUCGCGAAAUCCAAGCUACCCAAGUUACCACGAUCGUCGCCGUACGAGCGCGAGUGGGCGAAGUAUCGCCAGCGCGACGGGCUGCUUUCGCUGGACUAUGUGAAAUCGCUGCAGGCGAGUGCGAAUGCAGCCAAAAAGAAGAGCGGCAGCAGCGACGUCUUUAAAGUCGUUUUUUGUUCCAACACGCCCACGCCCCCCGCCCAGGAGGGAAAUCUCUUCGCCAACCCCAGCAUAGCGAACGGCACCACGGGCUGGCAGGGCUUUGGGUAUGCGCCUAUAAAAGCCGUGCUGAACGCUACAGCGCCCACGCCGUACUCGUACCUGGUGGCGUACAACCGCUCGUAUACGUAUGCGGGACCGAAGCAGAGCGUGCGGGACGUGCCUGCAGCGGCUUAUGAGCUGGCGAUCUGGGUGAAGCUGGAUGCGGGGGAGCGGCAGUACGUCACUGCAUCGGCCAAGAUCAACAACAAAUAUCUGUGCAUUGGAGGGGCGAACGCUCGGUCCACAUGCUGGACGAAAUUAACAGGGGGAUUUACCCUGCACGAGCCGGCCGCUGAGGUGGCAGUGUACGUGCAGGGCGCAGCGGUGGGGACUGAGAUCUGGGUGACGUCAGCAUCGCUGCUGAAAGUGGAUAUGAACAUAUGGCGAAGCCGACAGAAUGAGGAUAUUAAGAAGUACCGCAUGCGGCCUGUGCGGCUGUCCAUUCAAGGGCUUGGGCUCGGCCUGAUACCGGCACGUGUGCAGAUCGACCAGGUCUCUUCAGAUUUCCCCUUUGGCGCCAAUGUGAACGGCGCAAUUCUAUACGACACAGCUUACCAAGAGUGGUUUCUGAACAAGUUUAACUGGGCAGUGUUCAACAACGAGGGCAAGUGGUAUUUCAACGAGCGGAGGGAGGGAGCAGAGGACUACAAUGUGACGGAUGCGCUGGUAGAUUGGUUCACGCAGAGGAACGUGAGCGUACGGGCACACAACAUCUUCUGGGCCGUGGAGAAGUUUGUCCAGACGUGGGUCAAGAAUCUAAAUGAUACUGCUCUAUGGGCAGCAAUGCAAAGGCGCAUGAACAGUGCAGUGACGCGAUACACGGGCAAGGUGCAGCACUGGGAUGUCAUCAACGAGCCUCUGCAUGGCAACUACUACGGGCAGCGGUUGGGAGAGGAAAUUCACUCGUGGAUGUUCAAGGCUGCGCGGGCGAUUGAUCCGAAUGUGCGGCUAUUUUUGAAUGAUUAUAACACGGUGGAGCAGUGUGACCGAGGGGCCAACCCAGAGGUGUACCUCGAGAAGGUGUGGAAUCUCAAUGCAACUGGGGCGCCAGUGACGGGCAUAGGCGUGGAGGCGCAUUACAGUGGGGAGCCGCAGCUGGUCCGCUUGAAGCACGAUUUGAACCGGCUAGCCAUGGCCAAACUCCCCAUCUGGCUGACCGAACUCGAUUUCAGCGAGGUGGAGUCUGAUGAACAGAGAGCCGACUAUCUCGAGGCGGUGAUGCGAGAGGCCUUCUCGCAUCCCUCGGUGGCGGGCAUGGUGCUGUGGUCAGCUGGGCGAUCCACGUGCGAGUUCUAUAAAGACAUUGAUUCGGGCAUGUGCAACGGGUGUGAUGCCUGUCUGGCCGAUUCGAGCUUCACAGAUAACGAGGCGGGGAAAAGAUACCAGGCCCUCAGAGCUGAGUGGAGCACCCAUUUUUCAAGGCGAUCCCGGCUGAACUCGCCCCUCUCCUUCACAGCAUUCCACGGCAGGUAUCGGGUGAGAGUGUCUUUCAGGGGCCAGCAGGUGGAGCGGUUCUUUGAUGUGCCCAAGGGUGCUGGCAGGUUGAACGUUGCCGUCCAGUUGUGA
Closterium sp. Naga37s-1 is the source of this 2172-nucleotide messenger RNA. The record is from the annotation of a GenBank genome assembly. NCBI's taxonomy places the organism in Eukaryota, Viridiplantae, Streptophyta, Zygnematophyceae, Desmidiales, Closteriaceae.